AUGACUACAUCGCCUCAUAAGCAGCAUGCAGCCAAGCAGAAGGACUUGAGGGCCUUGGUGCAAGAAAAGAUCCAACUGAACAAUGCAUUGAAAAGAAAAUUUAUCAGGGCCAAGAAAGAGAUCAGAAUGCUCAUGUUUGAAAGAGAUUUACUCUUGGAUGGCAUUGCCCGCUUGCAUCAAGACACUGUCAAUGAUGAAUCCUAUAGUGGCGACGAAGCUCUUGUUGCAGUGACCACAUCAACCGCACAAAUUUCACGGCGUGUGACAUGGCCCUAUUCAGCAACCACCAAAAGCGAAGAAACUGCAACUGUUCCGUCUGUUCCACCAAAGAGAUCCCGAAUCAAUAGAAGCAAAGCCAAAACUCGUCGAGUACAGCCCGUUCAAAGAGAUCAGCACGGCAAUCCCAUCCUACCACUGCAAAUCGGCGUACUGACAGUAACACAUCUUGGGAGAAUAGUAACAGACCACGAAGCAUUUCACAAUGAGAGGUACAUUUUUCCAGUGGGCUACACUGUACAAAGAGUCUAUCCGAGCAUGAUAGAUCCAAACAAAAACACGCUUAUUACAGCCACUAUCAUUGACGGCGGCGGUGAAGCAGGCCCCAAAUUCCAGUUGGUAGCAGCAGAUCAGCCCAAUGAGCCUAUUGUUGCCAACUCCUCCACAGGCGCUUGGACUGUGGUCGUACGUAGAGCAAAUGAAAUCCGCCAGCGAGAUCACUCCAAUUCUGCUAGUGGGCCUGAUUAUUUUGGUUUGAAACAUCCAACCAUUGCUAAAAUGAUCCAGGAUUUACCAGGUGCGCGAGAAUUGAAGGAUUACAUAUGGCAGGAUUUUGAGGAAAUGGAGCCAAGUGCUGCAAGAGGCGUCAUGGCUGCUGUUGAAAAGAAGAGAGAUUAUUUGGAGCAACUGGGACAUCCACAGCAGAGUCCAGGUCGAACGAUGAUACUACGAGAGGAUUUAGCCAUGCAGCCAAAGAAGAGACAGCAGGCUUACACAGUACAGCAAUCAUCUAUGCAACACGAUCAGCCGCCCUAUUCCAUCCAGCAUGGUGCCGUCUCUGCCCUGCCAUAUCGUUUGGUACACUACAUUCCACAUUCAUCACCGCAGAUCAGCCAGCAUCCAGUUUAUUAUCAUCACCAAUACAUAAACACAAUGCCGCCAGUCAUGGUGAUAGAGUCCGACAAAGAACUGGGUGAAUGGGACACAAAUGACAGUGGGUAA
Mucor velutinosus is the source of this 1218-nucleotide messenger RNA. RefSeq names its product Cytochrome c oxidase subunit 4 (gene COX4). The coding region runs from base 1 to 1218 and encodes 405 amino acids. The record is from RefSeq and is a predicted model, not a curated record. Gene Ontology annotation, biological process: regulation of cell cycle. NCBI's taxonomy places the organism in Eukaryota, Fungi, Mucoromycota, Mucoromycetes, Mucorales, Mucoraceae. Gene Ontology annotation, cellular component: nucleus. The transcript has 4 exons.